UCCCCUUUUAUAACUGCACGAUAUGAUGUGCUGCCAAUUAUUCAGUCAUCGUUGUUGUCUUCUUCUUCUUUCCUUUCUAAUUACCAUGGCCAUCUCCGAGUUUUUCUCAACAUGUUCUGGCUCGUAUGCUGACAUUGAUCCUCCGCCGUCAAUUAGCAGUGGUGACAAAGAAGAUCAUGAUCAACAUUAUUACGAGUACUCCUCUGAAUUCUCAAGCAUGUUGAGGACGAGGUUAGAGAAGAUGGCACCGUCGCCUGUAGCGUCGUCCGAAAUAUUCAACGUCGAUGAUUAUGGAGCAAUGGGUGACGGAGAAGACGAUAGCGAGGCGUUUAAAGAAGCUUGGAAGGACGCUUGUUCUUCUACAAAUGCCAUUUUUUUGGUUCCAUGUGACAGAAUUUAUCAUCUUAAGCCAAUCACCUUCUCUGGUCCUUGUAACUCUCCUCUUCUAUUUAAGAUCGAAGGGACAAUAAAGGCAUCCCCACAUAUAUCAGAUUAUGAGAAAGACAGAAGGCAUUGGAUUAUUUUUCAAAAUAUAUCAAAUUUUAGAGUGGAAGGUAAAGGCAUCAUUAAUGGAAAUGGAAGAAAAUGGUGGUCAAAUUCAUGCAAAGUCAAUAAAACUCUGCCUUGCAAGGAAGCUCCAACAGCUGUUACAUUCUAUGAAUGUACCAAUCUAAGGGUGGAAGGGAUAAGGUUCAGAAAUGCACAAAGGAUGCAUCUUUCUUUUCAGAAAUGCAACAAUGUCAAAGCUCUAAAUCUCUGGAUAUAUGCACCAGGAAACAGCCCCAACACUGAUGGCAUCCAUGUCACAGGCACCCAAUCAAUUGUCAUAAAAAACUGUCUUAUAAUGACUGGUGAUGACUGCAUUUCGAUCGUAAGUGGGUCGAAAAAUGUCCGAGCAAAGGGCAUCACUUGUGGACCAGGUCAUGGAAUCAGUAUUGGAAGCUUGGGAGCUGGAAAAUCAGAAGCGGAGGUUUCUAAUGUGGUGGUUGAUACAGCAAAGUUUUCAGGAACAUCAAAUGGAGUGAGAAUUAAAACUUGGCAGGGAGGAAAAGGGUAUGCACAAAACAUAAUAUUCCAGAAUAUUGUGAUGGACAAUGUGACCAACCCAAUAAUCAUAGAUCAAAACUACUGUGACCAGAAAGAACCAUGCACACAACAGGCAGACGCAGUACAAGUGAGUAAUGUAAUGUACCAGAAUAUCAGAGGCACAAGCGCUUCAGAAGUGGCUGUGAAAUUCGAUUGCAGCAAAAGCUUCCCAUGUCAGGGAAUUCUUCUACAAGACAUCAAUCUGGUUCGCAAAGGAAAAAAUGACGACAAAUCGACCCAAGCUGAAGCUUCCUGUAAAAAUGUCAAGUUGAAGAACAGAGGAAGGGUUUCUCCACAGUGCGCUGGACGAUGAAGAUGAAGAUGAAGAAGAAGAAGAAGAAAUGGCGGAUCCAGUUUUCGCAAAUGCUUGAUCGGGUCACUGUGAAUUCAAAUAAUUUAUACUUUUCGUAGGCAUUUGGAUUAGUGGUUCGUUCUAUUCAAUUUAGAUUUUUUCCCCGUUAUUUGGGAUGAACAUGUAAAAUAGGGGUUAUUGUUUGGGGUUACCAUUAUGACUGAUUAUAGUAUUAAUUAAAAGAAGUCAUAGGUUGGUUGUAUCAAGGGCUCGUUGCAAUAUGGGCAAAAUAAGUUUAUAAUAUUAAGCUUGUAGUCUAAAUCUUUUAAUUUUGUAAAAAAGCAAAAAAUAAGUCCAACUCACAA
Molecule: messenger RNA, 1743 nt
Organism: Benincasa hispida (wax gourd)
Lineage: Eukaryota; Viridiplantae; Streptophyta; Magnoliopsida; Cucurbitales; Cucurbitaceae
Gene: QRT2
Product: Pectin lyase-like superfamily protein
Biological process (GO): carbohydrate metabolic process
Molecular function (GO): polygalacturonase activity
Source: RefSeq, a predicted model, not a curated record